CUGCGGUGUUCUGGAGCUUUCUACCGGCCGGUUGCUGAGGAGGGAGGUUGUGUCCGAUUGCUGUUAAGCUGAACGUGGUAUUAAAUUGGCGGCCUUGAGUCACUGUUCGCGCGUUCCGUGGUGUCUUUUCUUAAGCGUAUAACGCCGUGCGCUGUGUGUCAGUGAAAGUGGAGUGGCCGUCAUGUCGGUGGUCGGCUUUGAUGUGGGUUUCCAGAACUGCUACAUCGCGGUGGCGAGGAGCGGCGGUAUCGAAACCAUCGCCAAUGAGUAUAGCGACAGGUGUACCCCGGCUUGUAUCUCUCUGGGACCCAAAAAUCGGGCAAUUGGAGCUGCUGCCAAAACCCAGAUUGUGACCAAUGCAAAGAAUACCAUACAAGGCUUUAAACGAAUGCAUGGAAGGCUUUUUGAUGAUCCAUUUGUGCAAGCAGAAAAAAGCAAACUUUUGUAUGAGCUUCAAAAGAUGCCCAGUGAUAGCGUUGGAAUCAAAGUGCAUUACAUGAAUGAAGAAAGAACUUUUGCAAUUGAACAAAUUACAGGGAUGUUACUGACUAAACUCAAAGAGACUUCAGAAAAUGCUCUGAAGAAGCCAGUGACAGACUGUGUAAUUUCGGUCCCUAGUUUUUUCACCGACGCAGAGAGAAGAUCUGUGAUUGCUGCUGCUGAGAUCGCAGGACUUAAUUGUCUGCGAUUGAUGAAUGACACCACUGCGGUUGCGCUUGCAUACGGUAUUUACAAACAAGAUUUGCCAGCUCCUGAAGAAAAACCAAGGAAUGUGGUCUUUGUAGAUAUGGGGCAUUCAGCCUAUCAGACUUCAGUUUGUGCAUUUAACAAAGGUAAACUCAAGGUUCUGGGAACUGCAUUUGAUCCCUCCUUGGGUGGAAAGAAUUUUGACGAGGUCCUGGUAGAUCAUUUCUGUGAAGAAUUCAAGACUAAAUAUAAACUAAAUGUGAAGUCUAAUGGUAGGGCUUUGCUCCGUCUGUACCAGGAGUGUGAGAAAUUGAAGAAGCUAAUGAGUGCAAAUGCAUCAGAUCUCCCAAUGAAUAUAGAAUGCUUUAUGAAUGAUAUCGAUGUUUCUGGUAGAAUGAACAGAGCACAGUUUGAAGAACUUUGUGCCUCAUUUUUAAAUAGAGUGGAAACCCCUUUAAAAAGCAUCAUGGAACAAGCCAAAUUGCAGGUCGAAGACAUCUACUCUGUUGAAAUUUUGGGCGGGGCAACAAGAAUUCCAGCAGUGAAAGAAAGAAUUGCCAAUUUCUUUCUCAAAGGUUUGAGCACAACUCUUAAUGCGGAUGAAGCUGUAGCACGAGGUUGUGCACUGCAGUGUGCAAUUCUUUCACCGGCAUUUAAAGUGCGUGAGUUUUCUAUCACAGAUGUAGUUCCUUUCCCAAUCACUUUAAAAUGGAAAUCUGCAACUGAAGGAUUGGGAGAGUGUGAAGUCUUCAGCAAAAACCAUCCAGCACCAUUCUCCAAAGUCAUUACUUUCUACAAAAAAGAGCCUUUUGACCUGGAUGCAUAUUACAGUAAUCCACAGGAAAUUUUAUAUCCUGAUUCCAGAAUCGGUCGGUUUACUAUUCAAAAUGUGAUUCCUCAAAAUGAUGGUGAAAAUUCAAAAGUCAAAGUCAAAGUUAGAGUCAAUAUCCAUGGUAUUUUCAAUGUGUCCAGUGCAUCACUGAUUGAGAAACAGAAACCAGAUGGAAGUCAGGUUGAAGAUGUUCCAAUGGAAACAGAUCAACCCCCUCGUGGCACAACAAAUGCAAAAACUGAUGACCAGGGUUAUAUGCAGGUUGAUCAGGAAGAAGUCCAUUCACAACAAAAAGACCAAGCCGAAGAGCAGAAUGAAGCUUCUCAGGCACCUCGCACUGAUAACGAAGAAAAAAAUGAUCCAACUGCAGAAAAUAAACAGGAAGAUAACACAAAACCCAAAAUAAAAGUAAAGAGUGUGGACUUGCUGAUCCAAAGUGAUCUGCCCCAACAGCUUAGUCAGGAUCUUCUCAACACCUAUGUCGAAAUAGAGGGUAAGAUGAUUAUGCAGGACAAGUUAGAAAAAGAAAGAAAUGAUGCCAAAAAUGCUGUUGAAGAAUAUGUGUAUGAGAUCAGAGACAAGCUUUAUGGAAUUUAUGAAAAAUUCAUUAGUGAAGCAGACAAGAAGUUGUUCACUCUGUUGUUGGAAGAAACUGAAAACUGGUUGUAUGAAGAUGGAGAGGACCAGCCUAAACAAAUAUAUCUUGAUAAACUUAAUGACUUAAAGAAACUUGGUCAACCAGUACAGAACAGAUACAAGGAGCAAGAGGAGCGACCAAAAGCAUUUGAUGAGCUGGGUAAAAAAAUCCAGCUUUUCAUGAAGACUGUAGAAGCAUAUAAAAAUAAGGAUGAAAACUAUGAGCAUAUUGAUGCAGCAGAGAUGGCAAAAGUUGAAAAACAAGUCAGCACUGCUAUGGAUUGGAUGAAUAGUAAAAUGAUUGCACAAAACAAACAGAUGUCAUUCCAGGAUCCUAUUGUGAAGGCAGCUGAGAUACAGAAUAAACUGAAGGAAUUAGUGGCGACUUGUGACCCAGUUAUUAACCAAGCAAAACCCAAAGUGGAGCCACUUCCAGAAAAAGAGGAGAAAGCGAAUGGACCACUUAAUAAGGAAAGUGGAACUGAUCCAAAGUCUGAAUCUAAUGCUGCAGCUGGCGACAACACGAAACAGCAAAAGCCAGCAGAAAAUCAGGGCACAGAAAUGGAAGUGGAUUGAAUGCAGCCUCUUUACUUUUAUAUAUUUAAAGAAAGUCCUUGUGCCCAUUACCUGAGACUACAGUUUCUGUUGUAUGUCUAGCUUACAUGGCACAUAUUCAGUUAUUCUCACAUGUACCUAGUUCAGCGUCAAAGUAUUAAAAUGAUGGAAACAAGAAUCCUGCAAAGUUGAUUUUAAAUGUAACUGUGCUGUUAAUGCAGAUCUAUAUUCUAUAAUCUUUCUGGGAAUGUGUUUUUUUUUCUAUCCCGAUCUACAAGCACUUGAACAAUCACCUAACCCUCCUGCAAUUCCACUUCAUGCCUUUAAUUAUUUCUUAUUUGAAUUGGCUUCACAUGAUAGGUCGUCUGCACAUUAUAUGAAAAAUAAGUCAAUAAAAUUGUAGUGUUGGAA
Stegostoma tigrinum is the source of this 3121-nucleotide messenger RNA. Its product is annotated as heat shock 70 kDa protein 4L-like. The coding region runs from base 182 to 2731 and encodes 849 amino acids. The record is from RefSeq and is a predicted model, not a curated record. NCBI's taxonomy places the organism in Eukaryota, Metazoa, Chordata, Chondrichthyes, Orectolobiformes, Stegostomatidae. Gene Ontology annotation, biological process: protein folding. Gene Ontology annotation, molecular function: ATP-dependent protein folding chaperone; ATP binding. Gene Ontology annotation, cellular component: cytosol; nucleus. The transcript is spliced from 19 exons.